Messenger RNA from Drosophila bipectinata, 2600 nucleotides. It is a transcript of the gene CTCF, whose product is annotated as CTCF. Gene Ontology annotation, biological process: regulation of DNA-templated transcription. Gene Ontology annotation, molecular function: DNA-binding transcription factor activity, RNA polymerase II-specific; RNA polymerase II cis-regulatory region sequence-specific DNA binding. NCBI's taxonomy places the organism in Eukaryota, Metazoa, Arthropoda, Insecta, Diptera, Drosophilidae. The record is from RefSeq and is a predicted model, not a curated record.
UCUUUUAUUGAAAAUAUAUUUCAUCGCUAGACACCAGGGCGUCUCUGACGGCGAAUCUUUGCACUAAAAUUAAAUUAAAAACAAAACACAGUUUGAUAUGCCCAGAAAGGCGCGCAAAGUUGCGGAGCCCGAAGAUCUGCAGUCCUUCCUCAACAGCAUCCCCCAGGAGAUCGAGGGCGGCAGCAAUGACAAGGUAAUGGACAAAAUAAUGGAAGUCAUCGAUGUGGAGGACGCUGUCCAGAAUUUGAUCGAAGAAGUCGAGGAAGAGGCCGUUGAAGAGGUAGAGGAAGAAGAAGAGGAGGAGUUUGAUGAGGACAAGUACUUCAUAGACGAUGAGGGCAACUGCUACAUCAAGACGACGCCAAAGAUUCAAAAAGCGGUCCAGAAGAAACUCAAGGAAGCAGCGGACAAGAAGGCCAAGCUAAAACGGGAGGCAAAAUCCCCGAACAAGACAAUCAAUCUCCGUCCUGCCACCUCACCGCCAAAAGGAAAUGCCAGCAAGGCAGCUCCCAUCAGUGUUCGACCCGCCCGGUCGGCAACGAAAGCAGCUGUGGCACCUAUUAAGCAAGAAGCUGUGGAAUCGAGCCGCGUAACCAGAGGCAGGGCUAAGCUGCAACCUAAAACAGAAAAGGAGGAAACCACCGACCUGCAGAGGGAGCUUGAGGAGCUGGUCGAUGACCCCGAUAUCAACAGCGUGGUUAGUCAUUUGGAGGACUAUGCUGUGGACACUUCUGUCCUUGGUGGCAUAGAGCAGCUCAACCAGGACGAGGUGUACGAGUUCGAGGAUCAAGGUCCGGUACCAGAGGCGGAAGACGACUCCUCGAAACAGGACGCUGUACUUACGGAGAAGCAAGUGAUCCAAAAGACGGCUAAAGCGCAAGCGAAAGGCGAUAGCGGUACCACGUACACUUGCUCCAAGUGUCCCUACACCGCCAAUAAGCGGUUCCUGAUCACCCGCCACUGCCGCAGUCACGAUGAGGAGCCCUCCUUCAAGUGCUCCAUCUGCGACCGGGCCUUUCGCACCAAGGCCAGCCUGGUAAACCACAUGAACACGCAUACCGGCACCAAGCCUCACAAAUGCAAGUCCUGCGACAGCGCAUUCGUGACCAGUGGCGAACUCAUCCGGCACACUCGCUACAAGCACACCAAGGAGAAGCCGCACAAGUGCUCCGAGUGCAACUACGCCAGCGUAGAGCUGACCAAGCUGCGUCGUCACAUCACCUGCCAUACGGGCGAGCGUCCCUACCAGUGCCCCGACUGCACCUACGCCUCCCAGGACAUGUUCAAGCUAAAGCGUCACAUGGUGGUCCAUACGGGCGAACGGAAGUACCAGUGCGACAUCUGCAAGGCGCGGUUCACGCAGUCCAACUCCCUAAAGUCUCACAAACUCAUUCAUACGGUGGUGGACAAGCCCUCAUUCCAGUGCACCUUCUGCCCCUCCACGUGCGGCCGCAAGGCAGACCUUCGCAUCCACAUCAAGCACAUGCACACCGCCACCAAGCCGCUCAAGUGUCGGCGCUGUGGCCAGGAGCUGCCCGAUCGCUAUCAGUACAAGCUGCACGUGAAGUCGCACGAGGGCGAGAAGUGUUACCGCUGCGAGCUCUGUCCAUACGCCUCGGUGACCAAGCGGCACCUGGACUCACACAUGCUCGUCCAUCUGGACGAGAAGCCCUUCACUUGCGAUCUGUGUCCGCAGACAUUCCGCCAGCGGCAGCUGCUGCGCCGUCACGUGAACCUCAUGCACAAUGACAACUACGAGCCGCCGAAGCCUCGCGAGAAAGUCCACCAGUGUCCGAGUUGCCCCCGGACCUUCACCCACAAAGGGAAUCUCAUCCGGCACAUGGAGGUGCACGACGACUCGGUGAAUGCGCGCGAGCAGAAGAAGCGCCUGAAACAGGGCAGAGAUCUGCGCAUCCUUCCGGAUGGCAAACUAAUUGAUCUCAAGGAUGACAACGCACUGGCUGACGACAGGGAGGAAGAGUGCUACGACCUGGCGGACAUCGAGCCAGAUGAGGAGGAGCUCCCCCCAGAGCCAGAGCCGGUAACAAGGAAGACCGUUACAAGGUCCCAGCCGGUGAUAAUCAACAAGCAUGCCAGGAAAUCGGGUACUUACAGCAAGAAACCCGUGAUUAUAAACAAGCAACUGCGCUCGCAGAGCAAGACCAACACGUUCCACAUCAAGGAGGAGCAGGAUACCUCGGACUUUACGGUGCAACUGCAGGACGACGACGGCCAGGUGAUGGUGGUGGAGUUGAUAAAUGGCGCCGAGGAGGUGGUGGUGAAGCGAGAGCCAGGUGGAAACACAAACAUCAGUGCCUCCAACUGCUUCGGCUUUGAGGAGGAUGGCGAGUUCGAGGAGUACAUAGAUCAGGAUAACGAGGUGGAGGCCGAGUCGCAGGAGUUCCUGCAGCUGAUGGACAUGAUAGAGCAGGAUGUGUAGUCCCUUGUUGAACCAUUAUGUUUAGUUAUUCCUAAGCUUAAAGUUAAAACUCUUAAAUUUAAUCGAAAUUAAGUAAUGUAAUAGCAUUAGCGUGCGGUGUUCAGUUGACAACUUUGCAUAAAUAUUUAUUUAAAUACAUACGUAUAUAUGUAUACAUAUA